Molecule: messenger RNA, 2092 nt
Organism: Lycium ferocissimum
Lineage: Eukaryota; Viridiplantae; Streptophyta; Magnoliopsida; Solanales; Solanaceae
Product: mitogen-activated protein kinase kinase kinase 3-like
Exons: 10
Coding region: 109-1431 (440 amino acids)
Biological process (GO): protein phosphorylation
Molecular function (GO): ATP binding; protein kinase activity
Source: RefSeq, a predicted model, not a curated record
UUAAUAUGCUCUUAUAUACCCUCACAUUUCAAAACACGAGCAAAAAAUCCCGAGUGUCACAAUUUGAAAUACACUUGACAGUACUUUCUUGUCCCAACAAUAAGUUAAAUGUCUUCUUGGUUUGAACAACAUCCCCUGCAGCCACCCAAUGAAGAAACUCCUCCAAGAAAUUACAGGAACAACAAGAAAUAUAGAGUAAAUAAGCCAAAAAGCUUUGAUGAAUCAAUCUUGAUACCCAAAAAUUCUCCCACAACUUUUGCAGCUAAUUGUUAUAAUUAUUCAUCAUCUGUUUCUCAUGAUUCUUACACAAGUACAAAAGAUAAGAAACUUCAUCCUCUUUUUCCUUUGCCUUUGCCAUUAGAUUCACCUCAAUUCUCUACAAGAUCAAGUAAUGGAUCAUCAUCUACUUCAACUCAGUUCAAUGACGAUGAAGAACAAGGGAUUAGUCCAUUAUUUAGUCCAUUCAGAAAUAAAUGCAAUGAUUGGUCAAGAACUUCAAAUGAGAGUUCAAAAUCUACCUCACCUUGCACUUCACCAACAACAUAUCCAAUGGUAUGGGGAAAGAUUUUGGAUUCUCCAAAUGGAAAACAAAAUAAGUGUAAUCAUCCACGCCAUCCUCUUCCUCUUCCACCAAAUUCUUCUACUAAAACAGGGCAAGCUCUCGAAUCCAGUUGGAAGAAAGGGAAGUUGUUAGCAAGAGGGACAUUUGGACAUGUCUAUGCUGGAUUUAAUAGUGAUAAUGGACAAAUGUGUGCAAUAAAGGAAGUGAGAAUCAUCUUUAAUGACGCAACAUCAAAAGAACAUCUCAAACAGCUGAACCAGGAGAUCACAUUGCUCAGUCAAUUCUCCCAUCCAUACAUUGUGCAAUACUAUGGAAGUGAAUUGCGAGGAGACAAAUUGUCACUCUACUUGGAGUAUGUCCCUGAAGGAUCAAUUCUUAAAUUACUUCAAGAAUUUGGUCCUUUUGAAGAACCAAUUAUCAGCAACUACACUCGAAAAAUUCUAUCCGGAUUAGUCUUCUUGCAUGAGAGAAACAUAGCACACAAGGAUAUUAAAGGAGCAAACAUACUAGUAAAUGCUGAAGGCGAAAUCAAGCUUGCAGACUUUGGAAUGGCUAAACAGAUAAAUUCAUGUUCUCUGAUGGAUUCUUUUGAAGGAAGUCCACAUUUGACGGCUCCAGAGGUAGUAAAGGAUGCAGGAGGUUCCAGUGUUGCUGUAGAUAUUUGGAGCCUAGGUUGUACUGUUCUUGAGAUGGCAACAGCUUAUCCUCCAUGGGGCCAAUAUGAAGGAGCAGAUGGGAAGAACAUUCCUGAAAUUCCCAGGAACCUCUCAGAUAAUGCAAAGAGUUUUUUGAAACUGUGCCUGCAGAGUAAUCCAAGUCUCCGUUCGACGGCUGCUCAGCUGCUACAUCAUCCAUUUGUUCAGGCGUAGUGGUGAGAAAGAGUUAGCCACACACUCCAUCUUGAUGAAAAUCCAUCAUUAAUCGGCCAGUUUUAAGGCUGUGGAUAUUUGCUAACUUGUAUCUAGACAACAGGUUGAGCAGGACUGAUGGUGAAGGAGAGUUGCUAUUUAAACUGUAGUAAGAUGGGAAGGAUCUGGAAUGGAGAAACGAAGCUCAAAAAUCGAGUUAAGACCACAUGCCAAGGAAACGAAAAUGAGCAAGUUGUUAAAAGCUCAAGACUACAAAGCAAAGGGAGUCUUGUGCGUUCAAUUAGCUUAGAGGCAGAUAGGUCAUAAGGAAAUAGACGUUCGAACACGAGAUAUAUCCCAACCCCAGAUACCACCCAAGGGACGGAGGCAAUAGCAGAGACAAGAUUUUCACCAAGGAGUUCAACAUCUAUUAUAUAUACAUAAAAAAUAAAAAUAAAUUGUCUUGUACGUAUAGUGUCAUUUUCCAGAGAAGAGGUUCGUUUCUAGCUCCAACCCCUGGGCUGAGGUAAAGGUUAUCGUUUGAGGGAGUGGGUGAAAGAUGUAUAUCCUAGUAAGAGCAUCAGUUGAGAUAGUACCACACUAGUAGUGGAUCAGUUGCUCUGCCUUAACAGUUGGCAUUCCAUUCAACUUAAUCAUGGAUGACCUCAAAAUUCUCCUUUCA